AUGGACCCGUUAUCGCGAGAAGAGGACGCCUCCAAGUCAACCUCCUUCUAUCGGGGAUUCUAUGACGCACAGCAGCGGCGCCCGACAAAGAAUGUAGACCCCACAGUUGCUCAGGCAGUUGGUGGGGCCAUUUUUACGGCAUUACCAUUUGCAGUGGUAUUUUAUUUACUUAUGAGGCGACAAACAACGGUGACCUCCACUGCAUCUGGCGCAAAGCCUGGAAAGUUUAUGAACAAUGUGAUAGAAAUGGUAAAGAAACAAAUGAAUCCUUUGAGCGACAAAAACUUUCGAGUGGAGGUUAGGGACACAAAGUUCAAGGACGUGAUCGGGGUGCCUGAGGCACUGGAGGAGGUACGACAGUACGUGAAUUUCCUUAAAACACCAGAACGCUUCACACGACUGGGCGGUAGAUUGCCGAAGGGCUGCAUCCUCACUGGACAACCUGGGACAGGGAAGACACUACUGGCAAAGGCUGUUGCAGGGGAGGCGGGUGUCCCCUUCUUUGCAUGUAGUGGAGCAGACUUUAUUGAAGUGUAUGCCGGAUCGGGCCCGAAACGAGUGCGAGAAUUGUUUGCAGCUGCAAAACAUGAAGCUCCUUCGGUGAUUUUUGUUGAUGAAAUUGAUGCAGUGGGUUCACGCAGCAAUGGUCAGGGAACGUUGGGGUUAAGUUCUGAAGAGAAUCGUACAGUGAACCAGUUGCUUGCGGAGCUCGACGGCCUGCAGGCGAACGAGGCUGUCGUUGUGUUUGCCGCCACCAAUUUCCCGGAUAAUCUUGACAGGGCCCUCCUGCGUGAAGGCCGUUUUGACCGCAAGAUAGAGGUUCCAAUGCCGGAUCAACAAGCGAGGGAAGAUCUUUUUACACAUUAUCUCAAUCGCAUUGUUACAUCCGAUGCAACCGCCAAAGCCAAGAGACUUGCCCACCUUACACCUGGUGUAUCACCUGCGACGAUAUCCACCAUUGUGAAUGAAGCCGCUCUUGCGGCGGCUGUGGAGGGGCAUGAAAAAGUUACUGAACAAUCGCUUCUUCCCGCCAUUGAUGAUGUUCUUGUGGGCAAAAAACACCGUAGCCGAAUGUCGAAUGCGGCAGCUCGUCGUGUUGCACUCCACGAGAGUGGACACACGUUGAUUGCUUGGCUACUUCCAAGACAGUCUGAUGUCAUUAAGGUGUCAAUUACACCGAGAGGCCCAGCCGCGGGUUUCACGCAGCAGGUUGGGAAGGAAACCUUUGAUAUGCCCACUGAUGUGUCGCUCUUUACGGACAUUUGUGUUAUGCUUGCCGGUCGACUUGCAGAAACCACUCAGUACACCGAGCUCACAACUGGCGCCCAAGACGACUAUCAGCGCGCCACGAAGACAGCAAUACAGGCAUUUUUAGUCUUUGGCAUGUCGCAGCAUGUCGGACUACUUGCAUAUGAACCACAACAAUUAGACGCGGGGCGAAUGUACCAGAAGUACUCGGAGAAGAUCCAGGCCACUGCUGAAGAAGAGGCGGCACGAUUGGUUGGGACAGCCCAACACUACACAAAGAGUUUAAUAGCGGAACAUAAAGAGCUGCUGCAUCAGCUGGCCGCUGCACUUUUUACCAAGAAGGAGUUGCUGAAGGAAGACUUGGAAGCACUACUGGGACCUCGGGGCGUAGCGCGCUUGUCUCUGGAUGCUGAGGAGGCACUCAACACAUUUGUGCAAAAAUCAGAGGAACAUGGAACAACAGUGCGGGGAGCUCCUGAGUGA
Messenger RNA from Trypanosoma rangeli, 1731 nucleotides. Its product is annotated as ATP-dependent zinc metallopeptidase-like protein. The transcript has a single exon. Lineage: Eukaryota; Euglenozoa; Kinetoplastea; Trypanosomatida; Trypanosomatidae. Gene Ontology annotation, molecular function: metalloendopeptidase activity; ATP hydrolysis activity; ATP binding. Bases 1 to 1731 code for a protein of 576 amino acids. Gene Ontology annotation, biological process: mitochondrial protein processing; protein-containing complex assembly. The record is from RefSeq and is a predicted model, not a curated record. Gene Ontology annotation, cellular component: m-AAA complex.